Molecule: messenger RNA, 468 nt
Organism: Macrosiphum euphorbiae (potato aphid)
Lineage: Eukaryota; Metazoa; Arthropoda; Insecta; Hemiptera; Aphididae
Source: the annotation of a GenBank genome assembly
AUGAAAAAAUUUAAAACAAUUAAUAAAAAAUACGAAGAAGUUUUAGCAUGGAAGCAAUCUAUAAGUAAUCAUUUAUGGUGGUCGGCACAAACAUGCAAUGGCGAUUCUGAAGUAUUAGUCACAAAAUUUACAUCUAUAUUGAAACAUAUUAAAAACGUUCAUGAAUGGGAAGAGGAUGGAUUAAAAAAAACUUGUGAACAUCCACCAUUAAGUGAUGAGUACAAAAAACAAAAACUAUGGUUACUUCCUGAUUCUAAACGUUAUGAACUAUUAAAAGAAAUAAUUUGCAACAAAAAGUGUUUGACAGAUUUAAAGCAAACAAAAAAUUAUGUACACGCGGGAAGAUUAGAGUCUUACCAUAAUUUAACAUUAAAAUAUGUUCCAAAACGUGUUCAUUUUUCUUUUAAAGCGAUGUACAUAAAAUCAAUAAUUGCUAUAAUUGACCAUAAUUUCAAUUUGAGUAAGUAA